AUGUUUAACCAUCCGUCGAAUAAGCCUCAACCCUCUGGCUUUGACAACGACACUUUCGGCUUCUCUCCACAGCCCUGGACCAGGUUCGACACCAACCAAGGCGCGACGUCGUCGUCCGUGGGACACCCUCACCACCCCAGCCAUGGAGACAACCAAUCCUUCCACGCCUCCUCCGACAUGGACUGGUCGACGACACCGUCAGAGGUGCCCUCGGGCUACCACGACGACACCCAGGGAUCCAACGAGAUGGAGCUCGACAAUCUGGCGUCUGGAGGCGGCGUCGGCCGCCUGGUAGCACACUUCGAAAACAAAGGCUUCAACCCUUUUGAGAACAAGACCUCUGCGCCUCCGCUGCCUCCCAGGCCCAGUCACAGCGUCCAGAUCCCUCAACAGACACCCCAAGUUGGCUCAAGACCCCAGUUCGACAACAUGGGAUACUUUGGCUCCCACGGUGGUGGCUCGAACGGAUUCAACCCCAAUCGGAUCGCGACGCCUAUCCAGAGCCCCGUCGAGUCCCAGUGGGGUUCGUUCACCAUGCAGUCGAGGAUGAUGAGCCCCAUCGCGACCAACUCACCAGCCAUACCGUUCGGCGGUUUCCAGGACAACUCUCGCGUGACCAGCCCUGGGGUCGGGCCCUCGUCCGGGCCGUUUGGGAACCUAGACGACUUCAUGUCUGGGAACCGAGUUCAAAGUCCAAUCGCCCCAUCCCCGAUCCCGUCGUCUCAGAUGGCUCCAUCGCCGAUGAUGGCGUCUCCAAUGGUAGCGUCUCCCACACAGACGGCGCAGCCCGUGGGAGGUACACCCGGAUUCGAGAUCUGGCGGCCCCCUGGAUCGGUCACUAUCAAGACGGAGCCCCAGACCCCCAACCCGAUCGCCAGCCCCGGUGGCUACUUCAAGCCGCCCGUACCAACGACACCGAAACCGAACAUGAAUGCUGGAAACCAGUUCAUCCUCGAGUUUAACCCGAGUGCCAGCGCAAAAGCCAAGGGCAAGGCUCCCGCGAAACCUCCGAGGCCGCGCGUAUUGCCCCCUGUGCCGGCCCCAUUUAGCCCAGAGGUGAAGCAGGAGCCGGCUACACCGCAGCCGUCCGAUGUGCCGCCUUCAUCCACCCCUCUGCCGAACCAGAGGCAAGGAUCGAUUACUCUCCGUGCUCAGGGUGGAACUCGACCGUCACGGGAACAGGUUCCUGCUGAGGCUUGGGAGCAAUUCAAGUCAACCAUCCGAACCCUCUAUCUCGAGGAGAGAAGACCGCUGAAAGAAGUCAUGUCCAUCAUGGCUGAAAAGUACAACUUUCAAGCGACGCCAAAGAUGUACAAGACGCGGUUUUCCCAAUGGGGUUUCGUAAAGAACAACACAGAGGAGGAAGUCAAGAGGCUAUUGUCCAUGAAAUUCCAGCGCGACGCCGAGGGCAAAGUGUCCGAAUUCGUCCGAAACGGAAGGGUCGUGAACCUGGGCACCUAUCUCAAGAGGAAGGGCGUGACCGAGUACGACCUGAUCGACUUCGAGCUGCCCGCAGACCUGCCGGCCCACGUGCGAUGCCGAACGCCGACGCCGCCCCCCACGCCGGGCUACUUGCAGUCGCCGGACCUGGUACGAGCCCAGGAACUCGUCGUUGGGAACAUGAGAAAGGCGUUCCUCCACAGCAGGCAGUUCGAGGUGGAAACGGACGCCCAGAUUGGCUGGCCGGUGACGAUGGUCUGGGGCGCGGGAUCGAGCGAUUUACUGAUGGAAGCCAACUUUUAUUUCGAAGCCAGGGACGCUGACCAGGGUGGCCACUUCCUCAUGCGGGCGUUCAAGCAGCUGGAGGUUGACCUGAAGAAGCUCUCUCCGCUUGGCAUCAACGAACUCCUCCUGGGCAUGGUCCACCGGGACCCCGGUAUGAUGACGGCGCUCUGCAAGUACCUUGCGGCGUACUCGAGCACCAACCUGGAGCGGUCGCAUCCUCUUCGGCAAAUCUUCACCUGCCUGUACGAGGUUCAGCAGAAGCACGGUUCCGUGACGCUCUCAGAACUGUUGUGGGGAAGCUUCCCGACCAUAGCGGACGAGCUCGAGGCCAUAUACAGCCGCCGCCACCCAUACGUUGCACGGACGUGGAUUGACCUAGCCUUGUUCUACAACCACGUCAACCCGGAGCGGCUGGAGAAGCUCGUCGUCGAGCUGCGAGCCCUCCAACGCCCGCUGGACCAGCGGCAUGGCACCAACAGCGUCGAGUCGCUGACGCUGCGAUACGCCAUCUUGCAGCUGCUUUAUGCCGCAUCGCCGAACAGCGACGCGACGAAGCAUGCCGCGCAUGACGUGUGGAACCAUAUGCGCGGGAUGGGCGUGGUGUUUCCCGUUCGCGACGCCAAGCCCAACGUCUACUGCUACCACAGCCCGGUCAAGGUGGACCCUUGGACGAAGCGAUGCCGACGACGAUACGACUCUGGCGUUGCCAUCAUGGAGACCCAUGUUGGGGUCAAGGUUCACCCGUACUUUGAGGAAGAUUUCCACACGACUGUCCACGCGCCGGAUGCUCAGGAGGCAUGGUCGUCGGCCAUCAACCAUAUGCACUCGUCGAAGUGGUCUUUCAUCUAA
This is a messenger RNA of Purpureocillium lilacinum, 2574 nucleotides long. RefSeq lists its product as uncharacterized. Lineage: Eukaryota; Fungi; Ascomycota; Sordariomycetes; Hypocreales; Ophiocordycipitaceae. The record is from RefSeq and is a predicted model, not a curated record.